GGACAAGGGGUCCCUCAAUCCAACUGGCCCAUGGCACCCAAGCUUGAGGCCGGAGAGAGGACCCCAACGUAGGGGACGCAGGCGCCCCUCGCUUCCGCUGCCUGCCGCCCUCCCUCCAGCUUUGGCCGUCCCGGCCGAUACGCGUGCACCCGCUCGGCCAGGCUGGGUGCGCGCCCGGACAGUCCUGCGCAUGCGCGGCGUCCCGGUUGCAGGAGCUCUUGGAGCAGACGAUCCUUUACCAGUCCCUCCCAGUGAUGGGGGCAGGCUGUUAGUUUCUCCAGCAGCUGUGGAGCGACCAGGGUGGCCCAUGGAUGUCCCAGAGGGCCGGGCGGGUGGCCCCGCUGCAAAAAUGUAUCUCUGGGACCAGCUGGAGGAGGGGAGCCUGGGGACGCUGCUGAGCUUAGAGGAGCAAAUACUCAACUCGACGUUCGAAGCUUGUGACCCCCAGAGGACAGGUAUCGUGACUGUGACCCACGUACUAGCCUACCUGGAGGCUGUGACAGGACGGGGCUCCCAGGAUGCACGCCUCCAAACACUGGCCUGCAACCUGGACCCCAAUGGAGAGGGCCCUCAGGCCACUGUGGACUUGGACACCUUCCUGGUUGUCAUGCGGGAUUGGAUUGCUGCCUGUCAGUUGGAUGGGGGAUUAGAGCUGGAAGAGGAGACAGCCUUCGAGGGGGCCCUGACCUCCCAGCAACCGCCAUCUGGAUGCCCAGAAGCUGAGGAGCCAGCCAACCUGGAGAGCUUUGGAGGCGAAGACCCCAGACCUGAGCUGCCCGCCACAGCUGACCUGCUGAGCAGCCUGGAGGACCUGGAGCUCAGCAACCGCAGGCUGGCCGGGGAGAACGCUAAGCUCCAGCGCAGCGUGGAGACAGCGGAGGAGGGAUCUGCACGCCUCGGGGAGGAGAUUGCAGCCCUGCGCAAGCAGCUUCGCAGUACCCAGCAGGCUCUGCAGUGUGCCAAGGCUGUGGAUGAGGAGCUGGAGGAUCUGAAGACUCUGGCCAAGAGCCUGGAGGAGCAGAAUCGCAGCCUCCUGGCCCAGGCCCGACAGACGGAAAAGGAACAGCAGCAUCUGGUGGCCGAGAUGGAGACUCUGCAGGAGGAGAACGGGAAACUACUGGCUGAGCGGGACGGAGUGAAGAGGAGAAGUGAGGAGCUGGCCACAGAAAAGGACGCUUUGAAGGUGGAACCUCUUCCUCCUGCCAUUUUUACCAGUUUCAGCCACUCUGGCCUACGGCAGCUCUUUGAGUGUGAACGCCUCAUUUGCCAACGAGAUGCUGUCCUCUCUGAGCGUACUCAACAUGCAGAGAGUCUGGCCAAGACCUUGGAGGAGUACAGAACGAUGACCCAGGAACUGAGGCUGGAAAUCUCACACCUGGAGGAGCAGCUGAGUCAGAUCCAUGAGGGGCCGGAUGAGCUACCGGAAGGGGCCCAGGUGAGAAGAGCGGGCUGGACCCAGGCGCUGCCCCCGUCACUGGGCGUGGAGAUCCAGGCCAUUCGGCAGAAACAAGAAGUGGCAGACUCCGCUCUCUCCAGCCCUCUCUGUGGAGUGUGGCAGUGGGAGGAGGUCAUCAUCGAGACUGAGACAGACGAGGAAGCUGAGUUUCCACCUGAAGCCCCAGCUGGGGCAGAGAGAAACUUCCAGGGAGAGCCAGCGCACCCUCAAGGAGGAAGGAAGGAGCAAUCGAUGUGGUUACCCAGAAGACAGGAAGAGGAGGAAGCAGAGACCCAGGUCAGGGCCAAUCUCCCCAUCCCUCUGGGAGACCCUCACCCUGGAGACAUUCCAGGAAGCCUUCCUGAGAGCAGCCCUGCCAAGCCAGAUCUGCAGCGAGCCCUGGUGCCUGUGGUGAAAGAGCUGGUCCCAGUCAGCAGGCCGGACUGGGGCCAGCUCUGCCUGGCCCCCCUGCACCCCCAGCCGCUCAGGGUCACCCGGCACCCGCUGAUCCCCGCUCCAGUCCUGGGGCUGCUGCUGCUGCUGCUUCUCUCUGUCUUGCUGCUGGGCCAGUCCCCACCUCCGACCUGGCCCCACCUUCAGCUCUGCUACCUUCAGCCGCCCCCAGUGUGAGACACCCUGAGUAAGGUCUAGUCAAUGAACGCCCCGGGACUCUUUCUACUGUUAUUACCAUUGUUGUGCCAUCGUUACCUGGGAGCACCCCAGUUCGGGGACCCCAGAUACAGUACUCCAGGAUCUGCACCCCCAUACUGGGUUUUUAGGUGAUGUCUUUUGUUUUGGUUUGGUUUUUUGAUAUUGGUGACUACAUUUCUUAAUAGCAAACAUAUCCAAUAAUGGACUAAAUACUAGGUGGGUAUUUUUCUCAUGAAACAAGUCUGGAGAAGGACAGCUGUGGGCCCACAGCUCAGAGUCUCCACAACUUGGGGGCCAGGAGGGCUGUGAUUCUCUAUGAUUCUCUUGGCCCUUCCCUUUUGCUCAGGAGAUGGCAGGCAUAGCUUCACACGUCGCACCUGCAGGAAGCGUGCACCUUUUUUAAAGAAAAAGCGGUAGCCUUCUCAGGGCCAGCGGCAGACCUGUGUUUAUGUCUCACUGGCAAAAAUCUCUUGUUGUGACCACUCUUAGCUGCAAGAGAGGCUCAGAGACCGAGCACCCUCCUGGCAGACAGAGGGAGAAAGAGAUGUGGGCCGGGCUCACCCCACAGAUGUCCUGUGCGGUGCAAACAGCCCAUGGGAAAUGGACCAGUGUGCCAUUUGUUCACUCAUCACUUCCUGCUCAUUUGUUUGCCACAAUUAGACCUUCGAAGAUAAAGCUGUAGAAAAACAGGCCCUCCAAUGCCAGGCUGGGGAGUGCUGGUUUGCUCCUAAGGAUGAUGGGAGCUCUGGGAGAUUUUAUUGCUUGUUUUUGGUUACUUAUGUUUUAACUGAGAUGUAAGUUAUGUACACAUAAAUGGAUGUGUACAUUCACAUGUACAUGUGAAAUGGACCAGUGUGCCAUUUGUUCACUCAUCACUUCCUGCUCAUUUGUUUGCCACAAUUAGACCUUCGAAGAUAAAGCUGUAGAAAAACAGGCCCUCCAAUGCCAGGCUGGGGAGUGCUGGUUUGCUCCUAAGGAUGAUGGGAGCUCUGGGAGAUUUUAUUGCUUGUUUUUGGUUACUUAUGUUUUAACUGAGAUGUAAGUUAUGUACACAUAAAUGGAUGUGCUCUCUUCGGCAGCACAUAUACUAAAGUUGGAACCAUACAGAUAAAUGGACAAAAUCUUAAA
Molecule: messenger RNA, 3214 nt
Organism: Prionailurus viverrinus (fishing cat)
Lineage: Eukaryota; Metazoa; Chordata; Mammalia; Carnivora; Felidae
Gene: KASH5
Product: KASH domain containing 5
Exons: 20
Coding region: 191-2065 (624 amino acids)
Biological process (GO): spindle localization; telomere localization; homologous chromosome pairing at meiosis
Cellular component (GO): meiotic nuclear membrane microtubule tethering complex; chromosome, telomeric region; lateral element
Molecular function (GO): dynein complex binding
Source: RefSeq, a predicted model, not a curated record